AUGCCACAGCCGCUGCAGGAGUUGUUGAGGACUAGGCAGGCACUAGAGAUCAUCCCCGGGGUGCUGUACUUCGCCUCGUUGGGUGAGAAACUGCAGUCGAUUAGGGGGCAUGGCGCUGCCACGACCUCGUCGUCGUCGGCAUUAGCCUCCCGUGCCGCGCUGGCAGCAUCGACGGCUGAGUUUCUGGAAGGGCAGCGUCAAACGCCGCAGGAGGAAGAAGGCGGGCACAGAGAGUCACUGCGCGGACUACCUCCCACAGCGCAUACAAAUGUUUGUUGCAUGCGUUCAGAUGUCACUCGUUCCGUUCUUUUACGCCAAGUGCUUCAGCUUGACAACAACAGUGACGGCACAUAUGGCGGCGAGUUUGCGCACGGAGCCUUUUACUUCUCCGUGAACGAGGACCCGUCGUUUCAGUAUCGCCCCUUCUUUGCGGACUUUGGGCCGCUGGGGCUGGACGCCGUGACGCGGUUCUCGCGUUGCCUGGAGAGGCUUCUGGAGUGCUGCGUCGCGUACGGUGGGAGCGCCAACAGCAACAGGAGGACAGAGUUUGGGCCGCACAAGUUUCUGAGUGGCAACGGCCUGUGGCACCGCAGGCUGUCCGCGCCGCCCAGCCUCCCCAUUGUAUUUUGUAGCGGGUUGGACAACCACGAGCGCGCCAAUGCGGCGUGCUUGCUUGCCUGCUUUUGCGUGGCCACACUGCGUUGGUCAGCGGCGGCGACAUGGCGCGUGUUUGAGUCCCUCUACCCCCCGAUCAUUCCAUUCCGCGACGCGAGCUGCAGUAUGUCCAUGUUUCCGCUGGUGAUAUCAGACGUCAUCGCAGGCCUGGAAAAAGCCAUCGCGUUGGGGUGGUACGACGUCUGCACCUUUGACCUCGCUGAGUACGAGCGACUGCAGCGCUACAACUGUAGUUGGGUCGUGCCACACGCCUUUCUCGCCUUGUCUUCGCCCGACAACCACGUUCCUGAGCGCACCGCCGAGGUGUACGCCAAACUCUUUCAGAAGCUGAAAAUAACGCACCUGGUGCGGCUGAACGAGUCGCUCUACCGGCGAGAGACGUUCCUGGCGAACGGGGUGCAGCACUUCGACCUACUGUAUGCCGACGGCAGCGUCCCGACCGACGACAUCAUCAACCGUUUUUUGAAUCUUGUGGAGCCAGUUUUGCUGCCGCUGCAGCGGGCGAAAAGUGAACUGGAACGGAGGGUGCGUACGGCGCCGCCGCUGCAGCGGCGUCAAAAAGGCACGCGGCUGCGUCAGCAGGCGGAUGCGAGGGCCCACGGCAGGGGAGGUGCGGUUGCGCUGCACUGCCGCGCCGGCCUUGGGCGAACAGGAACGCUGAUAUGUGUCUACAUGAUGCGGCACUUUGGACUCACUGCACGGGAAAGCAUCGGGUGGAUUCGCCUGUGUCGCCCAGGGAGCGUCAUGGGCGUGCAGCAGGGAUUUCUUGAGAGGCUGGAGCGGCGAUUGUCGCGUCCUGUGAGGGACGCCGAAAUGCUCUGCGCCGAGCAAUCUAUACAAGUCUGUUUUUUUUGCCCCGCGGAUGCCAGCAGCAACUGUACGUGUCAAAUUCAUACUCCUCAACAAGUGUCAGUCACGCCCCCCUCGCCUUGGCACCUUGCGGCAGACGUGGAGGAGACGCCAGGUGACACGGCCUCCGCGCCGCCAGGACAUCCACGCAUGUCCUCCGACGAACGAAGGCUACCAGCAGGCGGAGAGGAAGCACUGCUCGUCCUGCCACGAACUCUACGAUCCCUGCGUUUAUCCUCCCCCUUAUGUCUGACUGCGAUGUCGACCAUACCCCGCAGAAGGCAGGAGAACAGAGAGGUCAACACGGAGGGGCAGGCAGCGGAGACUGGGGGGAUGAAGGGUCGUCACAACAGCUACACCGGCGUUUCCUCAUCCCCCUUGUUGCCGUUAUCACCUUUGCAUUCAGCCGUGUUCACACCGCGGAAUUUACCGUCUACGAGGGCCGCAAGCUUCACAGCACCCAACAUAAAUGCCGGCGAACGUCCUCCACAGCUCCUAAAGGGAGGACACAGACACGCACAGGAUGCUGCGGUUAGAGCCAGCGGUAAUCAUGACAUCUCAAGCGUAGACAAUGGUCGUUUGUUACGCCGGCCAACUGGGGCUGAGACUUUAGUUGGAAACAGCUCCAACUUCCGGAUUUCUCCUGUGAACGGCACCACUGCGCGGGACUUGUGUGUCUCAACGGCCUUGGCAGCUUCCGUCGAAUCCACGCCGUCGGUGGCACCACAGAUGCAGACGAAACGCCUCAUCAUAGUUGCCAGGAAAGCUGCAGCUGCAGCCGCAGCAGAAGCCUCAUUGACGGACCCCGGCUGGGGAGCGGUCGCGGUGCGGUUAGAGCCAUAG
Messenger RNA from Trypanosoma rangeli, 2367 nucleotides. Its product is annotated as tyrosine phosphatase. Gene Ontology annotation, molecular function: protein tyrosine/serine/threonine phosphatase activity. NCBI's taxonomy places the organism in Eukaryota, Euglenozoa, Kinetoplastea, Trypanosomatida, Trypanosomatidae. The coding region runs from base 1 to 2367 and encodes 788 amino acids. The transcript has a single exon. The record is from RefSeq and is a predicted model, not a curated record. Gene Ontology annotation, biological process: protein dephosphorylation; regulation of exit from mitosis; positive regulation of cytokinesis.